AUGUUUAGAAGAUUAAUAUCAGGUGCUAAGUGCUUAUCACCCAAAGCAAUUAGGGAUAUUAUUACUGCAAAGGGUACAGGAAAUGCAUUACCGAUAUUAGCUUUAAAAUAUAAUGAAACAUGA
Entrophospora sp. SA101 is the source of this 123-nucleotide messenger RNA. Lineage: Eukaryota; Fungi; Glomeromycota; Glomeromycetes; Entrophosporales; Entrophosporaceae. The record is from the annotation of a GenBank genome assembly.